CCCGCCGCGAAUCCUGGUCUGAGCCACCAUUUAUCGGCGGCAACGCGGCCUGCGACGUUCGUGCUGUGAAGAGGUGUUACGCAUCCUGAGUCUUGGGUGGUCGAAGCUGGUAUCUUCGGAAGAAUGGCGGGUCCGAUCACCAAAGCUGGAAAGCCUAAGAAAGACAAGAAAAGGAAGAAGAGGGUCUCCAGCUCAACCAAUGAAGGUGGAAAUUCAAUAGAAAAGAACCGAGCUUCCGGCCAAGACGAAGUAUAUCAAAUCUCUUCAGGGGAUGAUGACCGCUCAAAAGGAAUGAAAAAAUGGAUUACAGAGUACCAUCAGAGGAGGCCGGGGUUGAAUGUGUUGCAGCAAAGAAUUGAUGACUUUAUAACUGCUCAUGAGGAAAAACUUGAACAGGAAAGAAAAGAAAGAGAAGCUCAACUUGCAGAAGGGGGAUGGACAGUUGUUGUGCAUCAUAAAGGAAGGAAAAAGACCACAGAUGCUGAAAGUGGAAUUACUGUGGGCUCUGUUGCGCAGGCAGCUGUAGAAGAUAAGAUGGCCAAGAAGAAGCAAAAAGAACUUGGUGAUUUCUACCGGUUUCAGAAAAGAGAGGCCAAGAGAAAUGAACUGUUGAUGCUCCAGAGCAAAUUUGAGCAGGAUAGAAAGCGGAUUCAGCAAUUGAGGGCAGCUAGGAAGUUCAAGCCCUAUUGAGUUAUUUCUGAAACCUUUAAAUGUUACAAUAUAGGAAGAGGCUGAGUCUGUUCAUUUAUGACACCCAUUUUUGUAAUUUUAUGCUUGUAAAAUUUAUUGGAAAACAGGAAUCUUUAUAGAAAUAUGUUUUUGAUAAUUCAGGAACAGAUUCUG
Messenger RNA from Rubroshorea leprosula, 843 nucleotides. The record is from the annotation of a GenBank genome assembly. NCBI's taxonomy places the organism in Eukaryota, Viridiplantae, Streptophyta, Magnoliopsida, Malvales, Dipterocarpaceae.